ACCCCAAAAAGACCAAAACUUUCUCAACAAAAGAAGAAAAGAAAAAUCCCCCAUUUCCCUUUGUGUUCAAGCUUGAGCUUUGAUCAUGGAGGUUCCUCAAGACUACAUGGUUGAAGAGAGAGAAGAGUACAUGGUUUCACCAACUGGUGGAAACCCAUUUCUCAGAAAAGCCUACUUUCUCAAACCCACUUUGCCAUCCUCCGCAAAGGAACCUCCUUUGAAGCUGCCUCUUUGUUUCUCCUCCCUCCCAUCCCAUUUUGAGCCAAAGAAGAAAUGGCCUUUGAAGGUUAAAUUCCCAGGAUGGCGUACGCUCUCAGAAGACUUCAUAACUUGGGUCGACCGCUUAGCUUCUGUACACGAAUCUACAUGGAAGAAAGCUGGUAUUUAUGAAGCAAUUCUUAGUUCAAGGUACGAAAUAAGAAGGCAAGGCGAUUUGGCUUGUGGGUUUGCUGAGAAAUGGUGCUCUGAGACCAAUUCCUUCAUUUUUCCAUGGGGCGAAGCAACAAUCACGUUGGAGGAUGUUAUGGUUUUAGGAGGUUUCUCUGUUUUGGGGCACUCUGUUUUAAGCCCACUUGAAACCACAGAAUCGAAAGAAAUUGAGGAGAAACUAAAUAGAGAAAGAAGAACACCUUACAGGGAUGUAUCUAGGGAUGUUCUUGCAAGCGAAUGGUUGAAGAAGUUCAGGAACAGUGGGACCGAAUUCGAGCAUGAAGCUUUUCUUGCCUUAUGGUUGUCAAGGUUUGUUUUCCAAGGUGCUAGUUGUAGAAUACAUAAGCAUGCUAUAUCCAUGGCAAUUCAUUUAGCUAGGGGGACCAGAAUUGCCCUUGCACCUGCUGUUCUUGCUAGCAUUUAUAGAGAUUUGGGUUUGUUGAAAAGGGAAAUCGUAGCUUCAAACCAAUUGAAAAGAGGUCGUGCUACUUCAGAGGCUAUUCUUAGGUCACCAUUUCAAUUAGUUCAGGUUUGGGCAUGGGAAAGGUUCUCGGAACUUAGGCCAAAGCCCAAUGAUAUUAAUUAUACUGAGCCAAGAAUGGCGCGAUGGGAAGGAGUUGAUGGUCUCAAAGUCAAAAACUUGAGAAUUGUUUUGGACUCAGCUGGAGAAGAUUUCAUGUGGCGCCCAUAUGCCAUGGCCUUGGAGAACUGGCAUUUGCCUAACUAUUAUCCACAUAAGGAAAAGUGGGUUUUGGUUGGUCCAGAUUUGGAUGAUGAAUUACUGUCCUUUGUUAGAUGCUUGAGGGUCAGUGAGCUAGUAGGACUUGGUACUAUAGAACACUACCUCCCGCAUCGCGUUGCUAUGCAAUUUGGAUUUGAUCAAGAACUUCCAUGCUCUGUUACCCGUCGUCGCAAUUCUGAUGUAGCCUGGAAGCAUUACAACAGGGAAAUCAAGAAUGUUAAGUUGUAUCUUCCACCUAGGCUCUUCGAGGGGGAUGUUAGCACAAAGUACUUGAAAUGGUGGAAGCAAUCAGUGUUAGGUCUCGAAGAUGCAAAUGAAGCUGCUGUGCCACAGGAAAAGAAAGAUCAGAGUGUCAAUUGCUCGCUACUAAGGGCUAAUCACACCCCUGCACCUCCUAGUUUCCCUCCCAAAUGGGACAGGAUGGAAGCUCCUAUAAAUGAAGAUAAACUAACUGUAUCAGAAGUUUUGAAACAUAAUAGGACUAAGAAGCAUCGAAAUUUGGAGAUUAGACAAGAUGGUGACAGUGAGAAAUUAUUAUCAGAUAAAGUCCAAUUGGCAUCUCCAAUUUCAGAGAAAAAAUUCAAUACGGACAUGGUGGUAAGCAUCGUAGGAAAUGAAUGUCAUAGCCGUAGCUCUUUAUUUGAGAAAGGUCUAUUGGAGUUUGAGAAACGAGAUUCAGAGCUUGCAGUUAGGUUUAAAAGGCUUGAAAGUGUGGUUCAGGAGUUAAAAGCACAUAGGUCUGGGACAAGUUUCAGGAAAAGUUGAUCAAAGACAGCCCUCCGUUGAGUUGGUUCAAGUGUCACUCUCAACAACAAAAGUGGGGGAAAUUUUGACUUGAUAGCCAGCAUCAUUUACAGUGAUUGAUGUCAAACGGCCAUUACUACAAGCUAUCCUAAACCAAUUCAGGGGGAAUCCAUCGGAAUCAAAGGACUUUGAAUCCAUUAAACAAGAACUUUCCCAAAAGAGUCUGCAUUACACCUUGUCUGUAUAAUGUAUAAUGUAUAAAUGUAUAUGGCCAAACUUUACAUACACCCAAUGGAAAGUAAUCGUUUCCACUUUUGAGCCAGUAUGCUGUUUUAACACAGGAACCAACUUCCUCAAACAGAUAGAAAAUAUAGAGCCAGAAAGAAAUUCCAAUUAGAGAACAAACAGAAAUAGAAACUUCAAUAAUAUCAUUCAACUUGGAACAAAUUUGUUAAUUCAGAAUCUCAUCCUCAAUUUCUUUAUUAUUAGAAAUUAAAGAAUUGCUAAUCAAUCAAUUACAAAGUGGAAACUGUAACCUAUACAUCA
Molecule: messenger RNA, 2461 nt
Organism: Prunus dulcis (almond)
Lineage: Eukaryota; Viridiplantae; Streptophyta; Magnoliopsida; Rosales; Rosaceae
Exons: 2
Coding region: 86-1936 (616 amino acids)
Biological process (GO): meristem maintenance; meristem development
Source: RefSeq, a predicted model, not a curated record